UCUAACAAUACGACUGGGCAUUUCCCUGCAUUUACACCUCAACAGGGCAACCCGCCUUGUCCCCCAUCUCCGAUCAUCUCUGCAAAUCUGAGAGCUACCGGAAAAAAUGUCACACGGAGACACUAUACCUCUUCACUCCUCAUCCCAAUCCGAUAUUGAUGAAAUUGAAAACCUCAUCUAUUCCAAUCCUUCUACUGUCCUUCCAGCACGCCCUCCUUCUCCUCCUCGUGCUGCCAUACCUGUUUCAUCUUCUCCCUUCAUGCCUUCCAAUCUUCGCCCUCCACCUCCUCCUACAUCUACCACAACCACCAAUUACAAACCGACACCUGUCCCUUCCAUUCCAUCUCCACCACCCCUACCUUCAUCGGGACAGUCGAAUAUAGCUGCUACCGGAUUCGGAUCGCCGCCCAAUACCCUUACCGAACCCGUUUGGGAUACCGUCAAAAGAGAUCUGUCCAGAAUUGUUAGUAAUUUGAAGCUGGUGGUUUUCCCUAAUCCUUAUAGAGAAGAUCCUGGCAAAGCGCUUCGUGAUUGGGAUCUAUGGGGACCUUUCUUCUUCAUUGUUUUCCUUGGUCUCACUUUGUCAUGGUCUGCUUCUGUUAAGAAGUCCGAAGUUUUUGCUGUUGCAUUUGCUCUGCUGGCUGCCGGUGCUGUCAUCCUGACAUUGAAUGUCUUGUUACUGGGCGGUCACAUAAUCUUCUUUCAAAGCCUCAGUCUUCUGGGUUACUGUCUAUUCCCACUUGAUGUUGGCGCCUUUAUUUGCAUGCUAAAGGACAAUGUGAUAUUGAAGGUGGUUGUGGUUUGUGUUGCACUAGCUUGGAGUUCUUGGGCAGCAUACCCCUUCAUGAGUACAGCUGUUAACCUUAGGAGGAAAGCUCUUGCCUUGUAUCCUGUGGUACUCAUGUAUGUAUCUGUUGGAUUUCUCAUUAUCGCCAUUGAUUGAUGGCAGUCAUGCAUGUCAUAUGAAAAUGUAUGAAGCUGAUAAACGCACAUUGAAGUAGGCAUGUAUUGUAGUGGACUUUUUGAUUGCCAUAUGAAGUUUUGUUGAUAAUUUUGGUUGGACCACUGAUCUCACAUUUUGUCCUCAUGUCCUAGAGAUGUUAUAUACAUCUAGUUAUGUCUGGUGUUAUGCUGUAAGCCUGAAACACUGUCUCUGCUGUGUAAGAUAUCUUCUGCUGAUGGUCUCUUCAUUCAUGGAUGUCGAUGCCUCUGAGCACUAUGGUUGAUUGGUCACAUGUCAUACUCGUCUUGUUAGUUAAUGUGUCAACUCUUUUUUCCUCGCUGAGUAAGGCUAAGGAAGACUUGGAAAGUUAUAUGGAAUCAUAUACUAAUAUUUGUAAUUGUUACACUUUAAUGAAUACAAAGGAGAAGCUUGCACAUAAUUAUACAAUGUUUUGUAUCA
Solanum verrucosum is the source of this 1402-nucleotide messenger RNA. RefSeq names its product protein YIP4b-like. The transcript is spliced from 3 exons. The coding region runs from base 107 to 943 and encodes 278 amino acids. The record is from RefSeq and is a predicted model, not a curated record. Gene Ontology annotation, cellular component: trans-Golgi network; membrane. Gene Ontology annotation, biological process: endoplasmic reticulum to Golgi vesicle-mediated transport. NCBI's taxonomy places the organism in Eukaryota, Viridiplantae, Streptophyta, Magnoliopsida, Solanales, Solanaceae.